Molecule: messenger RNA, 2352 nt
Organism: Pseudophryne corroboree (corroboree frog)
Lineage: Eukaryota; Metazoa; Chordata; Amphibia; Anura; Myobatrachidae
Gene: ESM1
Product: endothelial cell specific molecule 1
Exons: 6
Coding region: 748-1302 (184 amino acids)
Biological process (GO): positive regulation of hepatocyte growth factor receptor signaling pathway; angiogenesis
Cellular component (GO): extracellular region
Molecular function (GO): hepatocyte growth factor receptor binding; integrin binding
Source: RefSeq, a predicted model, not a curated record
AGGAGAGCCGGAGCGGUGAUGCAGACGGAGAGAGACGGGGUGGAAGGCUAUAUGCGGCCAGCUGAAGGGAGCUGAGUGACUGGCGGAGGAGGAGGCCAGAGAGCUGAGCUAGGGGAGCCACGGAUACCGCUAACCUGAUCCAUCUCCCGGAGACUGAUGAACGGAGGCAGGCGGGCGAUGAGCUGUUGUGACGGAAAUAACCCCAGCUGUAACCAGAGCUGCUAAUGAUGCUGCAGCCUUCAAAUACAUAGUGCAGCACAGUCAGAGGAGCAAGAGGAAAGGGACUACCCUUUUGGGGACCAGUAAGCCUGCCUACUAACAGCCGCACGUAGGUCCAUAAUACAGCCAGAACAGCAAGGACCAGGAAGGACUACCGAACUCCGAAUGAACACGUCAUUAAGGGAUCUGGAAGAAAAGAAAAAAACAAGCGGUGGUAAAUGAGAACAACUAUCUAAACAUAACAAAUGACAUCAGCUCAGGCUUCUCAGUUUCUGGAUGGCAGCAGUUUGCUAAUCCAACCUCCAUCCUGGAUCUUACGAAGUAAAACAAGGGAGGCUGGCAGUAGGAUAAUAGCACUGCCGGAUUGAGGAAGCUGACGACUGACAAGCCUGUGGGAAGACAAUGUAUAAAGCUGCUCAAUUUGUAGGUUGAUGCUCAGCUACUUCUCUGGAUUCAUUCCUGUCCUAAGCAAGAGGCUGACAGCAAAGCUCUGAGCGCAGACAUACAAAGUCCAUUCUCUCUGCAGAUAUGAAGUGCAGCAUCUUUGUAGCCUCUCUCCUGAUUAACAUGCACCUUGGCAGCACAUGGAAUGCUCGCUAUGCCGUGGACUGUCCAGAACGCUGCGACAGCAAUGAAUGCAAAAACGCCAUAAGGUGCAAGAGGACUGUGCUGGACGACUGUGGAUGUUGCAGGGUCUGCGCCGCAGUUGCUGGUGAAACUUGUUACCGGACUGUGUCUGGCAUGGAUGGAGUUAAAUGUGGACCUGGGCUGAAAUGUCAGUUUUUUACAGAAGAGGAUGAUUUUGGAGAUGAAUUUGGUACCUGCCGAGAAUGUCCGUAUGGGACCCAUGGGAUGGACUGCAGAGGAAUUUGUAAUUGUCCAUCCGGAAUAUGUGAUCGUGUUACCGGAAAAUGUUUGAAAUUUCCAUUUUUCCAAUUCACUGGAGCAAAGCCUGCCAACAAACUAAGGCCUCAUUCUAAUCCUGAUCUUGAAAUGGCUUCUGGAGAUGGAAACAGUGUCAAGCAAGAAGUGAAGGACAAAACAGCUCACUCACCUGGGAUAAAAUGGCUAAACCCACGCUGAUUGCUUCUUCAUUAUGGUGUUUAAGAACUUCCAUGUGGAUUUCAGACUGGAGAUGUGUUACACAAUGCAAUGGAUAUCACAAAUGAUCUGAAUGUAUUGCAGUCAACUCCCAAAAUGACACUGUUAAUUUAUAACAAUGGAGAAAUGAUUGAAGACUGUGGAAUAAUAAUCACAAGCCAGAUGUACACCUUUGUUCUUGAAAAUCAACUUGUCUUGUUAUGUAAAUGUGUUGGUAUAUAAAAUUUUAUUUUGGAUAAUUUUCAAGGUAUUUUCAAUUGUCUAGAACAGCGGUGUCCAAAAAAAGAAAAGAAAAAAAAUAUUGUGUAAGUCACACUUGCUGCAAAAAUUAGUACAAAACAAGCUAAAAAAAUAUAACAUUAUGCAAAUACAUUAUUACAGUUACUUACCUGAUUCUUCUUUGGGUAUAUCACUAUGUAAUGAAAUGACAGGGGGGAUGAGUUCUCUCCUGUGCAGGGCCAACCACUCCUGGAGGACUGCUGCUUUCCUAUACAGGGUACUUGCACAUAUUACCUUCUGCCACUGGGCAGGAUAGUCACUCAGCCCCACAAAAGUGUCUGUUUCUUGUCAUUUACAUGAUACCAUGAAGACAUUAAAUGUUGGAUGUCCAUUAUAAGCCACCACUAGUGCUCAGCCCCACAAGACUGUCUUUUUCUUGUCACCUUGCAUGAUACUAAGAACUUAGGCAUUAAAUGUAAGAUGUUCCUUUAAGCCACCACUAGUGCCCUGAUUUUGGUAGUACAGUAUGGAUUUGCAGAAAUCAAAAGUUGGCGUUUGUGGAUGAUCCAGGGGAGGUUUGGGUGGAUCAAUUGAGGGGUUUAUUUUGUCUCGAUUUUGCACAAGUGUUAUGUCCAUUGCAAUUGCGGCUUCUGCCUCCAACAACUGAUGCUCUACGGCUCUCCUAUGCAUCUGCAGCGCGUUGUUAAUGAGUGCCUACUUGCCCUAACAUAACAGUGUUGGACACAGUUGGUCUAGCUAUUGUAUCUGAUAUCAUUUUUAUGUGUAUUUAAAUAAAUGCUUUCUACAUUAGGA